Leptopilina heterotoma is the source of this 4132-nucleotide messenger RNA. RefSeq lists its product as uncharacterized. Lineage: Eukaryota; Metazoa; Arthropoda; Insecta; Hymenoptera; Figitidae. The record is from RefSeq and is a predicted model, not a curated record. Bases 214 to 3783 code for a protein of 1189 amino acids. The transcript has 5 exons.
GAGAUAGGAUAUUUAUCGUGCCAAACGUUUAACAAAUGAAGAGAAUUAAAUUUUCUAAACAGUCGUUUAAUGAAUGUUGAUUCAAUAUUAUGUGUCUGUGUUGAGGAUUAUUAUUAUUAAGCGGCCUUAAAAUGAAUUGAUAGUUAAACUUUUGUUCCUUGAAGAUUUUUCAAGUAGUGUUGCUCCUCAAGGAGCAGAAGUGAUUAAAAGGUGAUGUCCGGGCAGUUUUUGAAAAUUUUCAACACCACAAUGGGUAAUUGUAGGUCCUCGAAAUAUAAUCCAUCGGAAAAUCAAACAUCAAAGCAAAAUUCAAGAUCGGAUAUGCAAUCAAAUAACGCCUCUGAUAAUAGUCGAGAACAUCCAUUAGAAGAUCCUGAAAUCAUUAAACUCAAGAAAAAUAUUAAAAAUAAUCCCGAAGUGUUUAUUCUCAAUAAUUUAAUGAUGUGCGUCGACUUUUUUCACAAUUAUGACGAAGAAAUUUUGGAAAUGAGAAAAACUCUCGUAUCACCGAAUGAAACCGAUUUAAAUAAACGAUUGUUGCCGCAAAAACGAGUUCUACUGCCGGACAUUUUACAGGAACGAGUAGUAAAAAAUGUCACAUUUAUAUCAAGACGUGAAACUGUCGAUCCAACAAUGGAACCCCUUCAACCCGUUCGAAUGUUUGUUGUUUACGAGAAUAUUGAAGUCUCCGAUCAACACGAUUCAUCUCAAUACAGUUCGAUGAACGAUACAAUUACCUACAAUAUGCGUCUUAAACCUAGUAAAAAUAAAGGGUACGUGCACCUCGAACGAAUGGGAGUCAUACCGACAAAAAUAAAAUCGACCGUGGAAGAAGUGGAUUUAUCUUCGAUAGCAGAAAACGGAGACGAAUGCUACAGUGACAGUGAAUCAUUUUAUUCAAAAUCAAAUUCAUCGGAAUCAAAAGAAAGGAGGAGUAGAAGCAGAUCGAAAAAUAAUCAACAAAUUAAUUCAAAUAUGGCGAAAUCGACGCCAAAUUUGAAUGAAUCCGUUCAAGUGUACCAGAGAUUACCGACGAGUCGAAGUAAAACUGAACUUGAAAACGACGAGAUCGAUUACGGUUUCGUGAGCGAUUCCCGAUCAUCGCAGGGACAGAGAAGCGUCAGCAGAGAACCAAGAAGACAAAAACGUGGUCUCAAUAGAAAUUCCCAGCAUCCACUGUUAAAAACUCGAUCAGUUAGCGCGAGUCCAGCGAGUAGCACAAGUUCCGGUUAUAAAUCCAGUAAUUACGAUAUCGACAGUGAAUAUGGCUAUUCAACGAGCAAUAAAUCAAAAUCACCUCUCGAUAUUGCAGAAAUGCCAGAUUCUUGUUUUUCCCAAGUGACAAAAACCCUCGAGGGAGGAAUCUACGAUCCCUUGGAGAAUCAAACGAAGCGGAUAAUAAGUAGUAAGGAGCGUCAAGUGCAAGUCGAACGAAAUCGACAGAAUUACGACGUUUGGUAUUUGAAUAGUACAAGAUUUCGUAAACGUUUCUAUAAUGUUUUUAUCGAGAGUCUUGCGCCUUUACUGGGUCUAGAGGAAGUCAUCAGAUUUCGUCGACCACUAUUUUUUGGAUCAGUUGUCUACUGUGAUAAAGUUGAAAUAAGUCCAACUGCCAAGUGCAAUAUUUGUGAAUCUUACGAAAUUAUUCCCUGCAUUUGGACCCAGUGGCCAGAGUGUGCGAACGAAUGGCUGGAACGAACGAGACAUUCGUGGCCAAAUUAUGAGACGAUACGUCAAAUAAUAAAAUUUGGUUGCUACAUCAUUCCCCAGGAGUGUCGCAGUAAGGACGAUCAUUUUAGUAGCAAAACCGAGUGGCAACUUGCAUUUCCAGCUGCUGAAAGAUACCUCGAGACUUGCAUGAGUCAUUCACAGAUGAGAGUUUACAUUAUUGCUCUCAUGCUGCACAAGACAUUCAUCAGAGCCGUUGAAUCCGCUCCCGAUCGUCUCAAUGCUCAUCAAAUUCGAAAUCAACUAUUUUGGCUGAUGGAGUAUUCAGUGCAGGAUUGGUCUGAGAACAAGACAGGCGAUUAUUUGAUAAAACUUCUGCAGUGCUUGUGUGAGUGUAUCAAUCAAGACGAGGCAUUUCUCAAGGAUUAUUUUCUAGAGGAGAAAAAUCUAUUCAAAAACUCGGAAAAAGGAUCAUUAUUCUUUUCACUAAAACAAUUAAAAAGAAUUCUAGAGAAUCCUGUCAUGUAUGUUUUGCACGCGUUGGAAAAUAUUCGCUAUAAAUCGGAGUUUUUUCCAAAAUUGAAUUACGAAGAAUUGUUGAAAAUAUUAACGAUAGAUGAAUUAUUGCUGAUAAAUCCAAAUCUACAGAAGGAUAGUGCGCCGAUAAUGAAACAAGUUUUCAUGGAAGACGAGUACAGUGUACGGCGGGGAUUUUGGGACGAUGCGAAGAAAAAUAAAGAGCACUUUUCGAAUUUACAUCGAAGACCUGUGACCAAUAAGACGUUGAUUAAUCCCAGUAGGGCACACGACGCGGUCGUUGAUAUCGCGAUCCGUUGCGGAGAAUUAAAAGGCAUCCGACUGAGUAAACUACUGAAUUUCUUCAUCGAACAUCUGAUUAAAAUGGGCGAAAAGUACCACGAAUACGGAGCGGUGAAGCAAAAGAACGAAUACCUUCAACACGCGAUGAGUUUGAGUAUUUUACUCGCCGAGGAUGAAAUGUUUCGAGAAGAUGCUCGUUCGCAAAUUCGCGAAAUUGUUUCCCUCCAGAGACUGAUAACUACUUCUACCUCACGGGACGAUCCACCAGAAACACCAAAAAGAAAUCCAGAAAUGCCGAUAUUCACCUCAACUUCUAGAAAUACGAAUCCUUCGACAAGUUCCUCAAUUUCUUCCUCGAAUCCAGAAGCGAAUUCACAAGAAGAAUUUCUUGAAAGAAGUAAAAAGAAAUCAGACACCUCUCCAUAUUCAGUGUCAUUAAAAGAUCGAUACUCCUCACCAUCAAAUCAAUCUUCAAAAUUCCCAACGGAAGAGAUUUCCCGAAAAAAGUCCGAUCCUCCGGUUUAUUUUCAAUCGUUUAAUAGUCGAUUUUCUAAUACUUCUUCUGAUGAUACUGCUGCAUUAUCGCCUACUGAGGAAAAUAUUUCCAGGGAAGUUCCAAUUGCGAAAAGGGAGAAAGAUAAUCUUCCAGAAUUAGAAACAAAGAAGAAAAGUUGUCAAAAACAAAUUCUAAACUCGGAAGAAGAAACAACAAAAGAAACUAUUAAUCGAGUUGGUAGUUCGAAAACGCCGGAAGGAAACAUUGUAAAACAGCGAAUGAAAAUUUACUCAAACUCAGAAGAUAUUUCAGAAGCAAGAAAGAGAAUUUCCGAUCCAAUCUCAAUGGAAAGGGAGAAAAUUGUCCCUUCUGAUCUAGUUCCGAAGGGAAAAAAUGAUGUACUAGGUCAAAGUGAUCAAACACCAAAAAAGAAUAUAACAAGUGUUCAAGUUAAAAAGUUUGAAGAAAAAAAAGAAAUUACGAGUCAACACAAGAAAAUUGUUCCCCCUGAUCCAGUUUCGAAAGAAAAAAAAGACUUCCUCAGUCAAAGUGAUGAAGCACCAGAAGAGAAUAAAACUAGUGUUCAGAUUAAAAUCUCUGAAGAAAAAACAAAUCAAGAAACUACGAGUCAAGAUAACAGUUCCGUUAGUACAGGAAGAGUCAGUGUAAAAGACAGAAUAAAAAUUUACUCCAGUCCAAAGGAAGUUUUUGCAGAAGCAAAAAAGAAAAUAUCGCAAGAGUCGAAAGUGAUUUCAUUAACAGAUGACAGUAGUGAUUCUUCUAAAGAUACGUAUAUUUAGACUUUCUUCCAAUAAUAAUUUCCCCCUACAAGAAUUAUUGAUUUUGAACAAUCUAGUAUUCUCGUGAUAAGACGAAUUAAAAGCCGGACAAAAAAAAUGAAGUGACGUACUUUUUUGUGUGAUAAUUAUAAGAGUGAUGCGUUGAAUGACUUUGCAAAAACUUUUUUUUUCCCACCUUCACUAUCGUAAUCUAUAUUUUAAUUUUCUGUGUUUUAAAAGAAGACAAAUGACUUAAUUUAUAAAAGAAACUCAUAAAAGUGAUAAAAAUCCGUUGUAAAACUUAUUUACUCCUACAAUAUUAGUAAAAAUCUCGAAUUAUUACGUUGCAAAUUUUUUUAGAAUGAAAAUU